Messenger RNA from Panicum hallii, 1175 nucleotides. Its product is annotated as PITH domain-containing protein 1. The transcript is spliced from 10 exons. The record is from RefSeq and is a predicted model, not a curated record. NCBI's taxonomy places the organism in Eukaryota, Viridiplantae, Streptophyta, Magnoliopsida, Poales, Poaceae. Bases 346 to 960 code for a protein of 204 amino acids.
GAUCUGCACCGACCAAGCCCGUGAUCUGGCAUUCCCUGGCCCCACGGCACGCCGGAGAGUACGGAGAGGGGGCCAGAGGUUGAAGAACAACCAAUCCCUCUAGAGUCUAGACUCCUCUCCAGUCUCCGGAGUCCAGACCCCACGACGCCAAAAAGGCAGCCGAGGCAGGCAAGCGAUUCCGAUCCCCCACCUAUAUACCCGCCCACCAGGAGGAAGUCGGAAGUCGGAAGGAGCCAGUCUCCGGAAGGAAGGCGACAAGACGAGAGCAAAUCGAAGCAGGACACGGCUGCUGGCCGCCGCAUUCGAAGAGGAGCAGCGCGAGCGAGUGCGAGAGCGAGGGGAGGGAUGGCGUGCCUGCACGAUCACAGCUGCGAGGAUCACAACUGCGCUGCCGACUGGUCGCUCUACAACCACGUCGACAUCCCCAAGGUGGUGGCCCUGAACGAAUCCGUGCCCGGGAGCGUCAAGGCGGUCUUCAAGCCCUGGGAGCAGCGCCUCGACAACUCGGGGGGUUUUCUGGAGAGUAAUGAGGGUGACCCUGAGCUACUUGUUUUCAUCCCGUUCACAUCGGAUGUUAAGAUCAAGAGCAUUUCUGUUGUUGGUGGCGCUGAUGGAACAAGCCCUUCAAGAAUGAGAGCGUUUAUCAAUAGAGAAGGCAUUGACUUUUCUGAUGCUCAAAACAUGCAGCCUGUGCAGGAAUGGGAGUUAGCAGAGAACCUACAAGGAGCUCUGGAGUACCAAACAAGAUAUUCAAGGUUCCAAGGUGUGGCUAACCUAACUCUGCAUUUUUCUGACAACUUUGGUGGCGAUACAACUAAGAUUUAUUACAUUGGCCUACGUGGCGAAGCCACUCAGAACAAAAGGGAUGUUGUGGCGACAAUUGUGUAUGAAGUCAUGCCCAAUCCUUCGGAUCACAAAACAAAAUCUGAAACUGGAGGAGGUUUCUCGCAUGUCGAGUAGGCGUCGUGCAAGGUGAAGCUGGGCACUGCAUCGUUUGGAGACAAAUAGGAACCUCACUUCCACCAAUAAGAAAAUUCCAGCUAGUCUAGUAGCUUGACUGUUUUUUAGUACAGAACCCUGUACCUGUGGACGCGGUUACUUUCAUGAGAACUCAGUUCCUGUGGACGCUGUAACUUCUUGCUAAUGCUGUCAUCAGAGUUGGUCAAUUGCUCGUA